AAGUUUAUUUAGUAUAUCGCUUACAUGUAGUGAUAUCAAUUAUCAACGACCUUGUACUCUGGAAUGUACGGUAAUAUUUAGAUUUGGUUAUUCUGGUGGUUAUAAACUGAAUUAAUGUGAAAAAUAAAACUGUUUUAAUACAUCUGAUUGAGGUAAAUUUAAGUUUAAUAUGGAAGUCGUCGGUAGGAAAUUAGAAGCCGAAGAAGAAACUCCAAGAGAUGAACACGUGUUUUGUGAACCAUGUGAAGUCGAAAACACGAAAACUAAAGCAAAUGGAGCAUGUCGAGAAUGUAAAGAGUACAUGUGUACCACAUGCUUCCGGCAUCACCUGAAGAGUAAACUAAGUAGAAAUCAUGUGCUACUUCCAACAGGAAAGCUGUCGUCAAUGUCGCUGGAUAGCAGUAAGGAAACCGUUGAAAUCUGCGAGAAGCACGACAAUGAACCAAUAAAAUUUUAUUGUCGUACACAUGAUAUUGUAGGGUGUGGCGACUGCAUAGUGUUAGGACAUGCAACUUGUAAGCCAGAAUAUAUCAAGGACCUAGCAAAGACAUUUAAAAAUGAAGACGAAUUCAAAACCUUAAUGGCGAAACUGGAAAUGUUUGAAUCGUAUAAAAAGAAAAAUGGGGAGACAAUUAAAAACAGUAAGGACGAAGCUAAAUCGAUGUAUGACAGAGCUCUGAAGGAAAUUCGGCAGUUCAGAUCAGAUAUAAAUAUCUAUCUGGACAAGGCAGAAGCAAAUAUCUUAUCUCAGGUAGAACAAAUAGCCGCGGAAAACACAGAAAUGCAGAAAAAGCUCGAGCAAGACGUAAAGGCGUUGACAUCAGAAAUCGAGGAAGUAAAACAAAAGCUUAAUAUUAACACGCAGCUGCAUCAUGGAAAUGUAUUGUUUAUCAACACAAUUAGGUGCAAGUCUAAACUCGAUGACCUUGAAAAGAUGCAUGCAAAAAUAAAGCAAGAACAUAUCUUGAAAAGGUUUCAGUUUAUUCGCGACGAUAAUUUCGCAGGAAUAUUACAAGCUCUCCAACAACUAGGUAAACUGAGAAUUGAUUCCGAUGUCGAUGGAAGUAAGCAUGAAAAUACAAAUUCUGGAAUACAAAAAGCUGCACGCCCGUCUGGGCAUCUAGGAACUAGAAAACCGAAAUCAACCGACUUUGUUGUAGGUGCACGUGUCUGUCAGAUACUGGGUCCUGGCUGCAAAUGGGGAAACCAGGAUGAUGGUGGACCAGGUAUUGUGAUAGGUGUUCGAUCAGGCUGAGCAGUUGUGUCUUGGGAUAAUGGGCAAUCAGGGCACAAUUACAGGAUAGGAAAAGAUGGUGCCUUUGAUCUAGAGCUCAUAUAAUUCUGAUUUGUGAUGAUGGUUUUUCAGCUUUAUUAAUGUAAUAACAAACUUUAAAUCUCAACUAUCAUAACAUCUUGAAGAACGGGCAAUAUUUAGUUCGUUUACAUCCUAGGCAGUUGCCUCCCUUUAGAGAAUACAGACAUUCAAGCAUAAUGUUUUCUUCUUUGAUUAAAUUACUAGUUUCAAUAUUUUCCAAAGUGAUCAAGUUGAAAAAUAGAUGCAAGUGUAUUUGACUUCAUAAUGAACGUAUAUGAUUCACUGAACAGAAUCAAUUAAACCAAGUCUGCUUUUUGUGCUUGGUAGCGUUCUUUUCUUCCAUAGAAAUUUUCAGAUUUCAUGGGCAGGUGGGUUUUGGGUAUCUAUAAAAACAAAGUCGCUGUUUGUCCUUUGAUACAAGGAAUUAGUUUAAAGCUGCACGUCUCCAGAUUUAUGUGAAUUGUUUCGAAAUGUUUUCAUUAAUAAGUUAUUGCAAUAAAAGGUAAAAUCGGGCCCAUGUAAAAUGACUUUGAAUUUACCCAAGGGCAAGCCAGUCACUAUUAGUUAGGAUAACUUGGCAUUCCAACUUUCGCCCCCUCCUCUGACCCUAAUCCCCUCUACCCUAUAUAACCUCCCUAAAUAUUUUAUACUUAAAGUGUGAUUAUUUGUGCUUACUUAGAACUGGAACUUAAACUUUUUAGAAACACUUGUGUCAUGUGUAAAUUUUUGAUAAAUAAUAUAUGUCUCUGUACAAUCAUAUGUUGCAUUGUCAUGUAACUUGAAUUAUUAAAGUUAUUUACUGUUCUGUUCUAUAAAGUAAAUCUGUGCCCUUUAGGAUCUUUUUAUCUGUUAAAAACACUCUUUUAAUCAAUAAAAUAUGU
Mercenaria mercenaria is the source of this 2196-nucleotide messenger RNA. Its product is annotated as transcription intermediary factor 1-alpha-like. NCBI's taxonomy places the organism in Eukaryota, Metazoa, Mollusca, Bivalvia, Venerida, Veneridae. The record is from RefSeq and is a predicted model, not a curated record. The transcript has 3 exons. Bases 170 to 1255 code for a protein of 361 amino acids. Gene Ontology annotation, molecular function: zinc ion binding.